This is a messenger RNA of Spodoptera exigua (beet armyworm), 969 nucleotides long. The record is from the annotation of a GenBank genome assembly. NCBI's taxonomy places the organism in Eukaryota, Metazoa, Arthropoda, Insecta, Lepidoptera, Noctuidae.
AUGGCAUCUGCUGCGCGUGAAAUGGUAAAGUCUAGAAAAAAAGAACUCAAAAUGACGCCAGAUAUUGUAUUGACAUUAGGUCAGAAAUUUGAGACGAGCACUAUUUCAACGUCGCCUCCCACGACCACAUCCACUGUUCCAUCGACAGUAACUGUCGAGAGAGCUACUACGCCUCCCUGGACAAUGCCAGCAUUGCGAUCGUGGAAGAGCUCUACGUCAUCCACAGUUAUUCCACCUAUUCCCACAGAGGAUAACGUUAUACCACUCAUCGGAACAGUCUCCAGUGACAAUCGUGAACCCAAUCAUGAUACAUCAGUAAAAUGGGAAAAAGACAUUAUAAUCCGAGCGACAGUAACUCCGGAACCGAUCACAUUGCGUAGCGUAUUAAAAUAUUAUUCUAAAACGCAAAUACCUUCAGAGAAAUCAGUUUUUGUUACAAAAGGGUUUGAUGAUGUCCUUAUUACAACAAAAGCAACAACAGCUAGGACGCCUGUUACGACUGAGUUUGCAACUACUAGUGAAAAUUCCAAAUUAAGAGAUUUGAAAGAUACCAUGCUGUCGGUAGAUGAUGACGACGAAUUUAAGGAAUCGCUGGAAGUAGAUGAAGUUUUUUCACUUCCUCCACUGAAGCCAGAUUACGCAGCUGCUGGCCUUGAUUCUGAUGAAGUGACGGUGGCAAAGGCCGGCGACGCAGGCUGGUAUGGAGCACGUUGGCCAUUCGUUGACACGUCAUCUUAUUUCCAAUGGACGGGUUACUCUCCUGGCGACAACUUACUGCUGCCGUUGCUAGUGGCAGCCCUGUCAUCUAUUGCAUUGGUGCUGUUGCUGGCUCUCGCUGUACGUCGACGUAAGCGCUCACAAAUCGCCUCCUCGAAACUUGGUUUGACCGCGGAUCUUCAAGCUGACGACAACACCAACCUGUUGACGGCAGAAAACGCCGAAGACGGCGACGGUGAGGGCGAGGAGUGA